Messenger RNA from Copidosoma floridanum, 2622 nucleotides. It is a transcript of the gene Ir93a, whose product is annotated as Ionotropic receptor 93a. Lineage: Eukaryota; Metazoa; Arthropoda; Insecta; Hymenoptera; Encyrtidae. Gene Ontology annotation, molecular function: ligand-gated monoatomic ion channel activity. Gene Ontology annotation, cellular component: membrane. The record is from RefSeq and is a predicted model, not a curated record.
AUGUUAUUCGUUUUUCCAUUUGUUGUGCUGUUGAUUAUCAGAGACACGGCGGGCUACAAUGAUUUUCCGUCACUCGUUACGGCUAACGCGUCAAUGGCCGUGGUCAUCGAGAAAGAUUUUUUCGAACACGUCGAGUAUUAUCACAAAAUGCUAUCGGAGAUCUCGGAUAUCAUCGCCCACGUGGUUGGAAAAACCAUGAAAACCGGUGGAAUCGACUUUGCAGUGUAUGGCGAUUCGAACGUCAAUUUGCGACGAGUGGACUACACGGUCUUGUUCACCGUGGCGACUUGCGAAUCAACUUGGCACCUGCACAAACAAGCCGAGAAAGAGAAACUUGUGCAUCUCGCGAUAACGGAUCCCGAUUGCCCGAGAAUACCCGAGAACUUUGGCGUGGGCUUGCCGCUAAUCGUCCCGGGCGAGGAGCUGCCCCAGAUUUUCUUCGAUCUCCGAGUGAGCAGCACACUAUCGUGGCCCAAAAUCAACUUUAUCCACGACGACACCCUCGCUAGAGACACCAUCAGCCGGGUGGUGAAAGCCCUGUCGGUCGAGCUUCCGGACGAGCGACUCACGUUGUCGGCCCGAGCCCUGUUCUCGACCAAGUUCGAGAGGAACGAGGUGGCGAUGCGCCAACGCCUCCACAAGAUCCUCGCGGACUUUCGCGUCGAGCAGCUCGGCACCUGUUUCAUGGCCAUCGUGACGUUCGACAUGGUGUUCUCGAUCCUCGAAGUCGCGAGGUCGUUGAAGAUGCUCCACCCGGAGAGCCAGUGGCUGUUCGUCAUAAGCGAGAGCUCGGACCAGGAGACCAACUUCACGUCACUGGUGCACUUCCUCCGCGAGGGCGAGAACGUGGCUUUCGUGCGCAACGCCACCGACGUCCAGCCAAACUGUAACAUGGGUUUGGCGUGCCACGUGAAAGAGAUGAUUCGAGCCUUGGCCAAAAGUUUGGAAAAUUCGCUGAUGAGCGAACAGGAGCUCUACGAUCGCGUUACCGAGGAGGAGUUCGAAGUCGUCAGGCUGACAAAAGCCGAGCGAAAAGUCGAAAUCAUUAGGAAUAUGAACAGGGAGCUGUCUAGUGCCCGCUCACUCCCCGGUUCCGGCUGCGGGGGAUGUUUGACCUGGAAACUGGUAUCAGCCAUCGUGUGGGGCAUGUCCUUCGAUGCCCCGGAAUCUGCCGCGAGAGGAGGGCCGUGGUUACAGGAAACGGGCGACUGGAGUCCCGGACCCGGGAUUCGUAUGACCGAGCCACUCUUCCCGCACAUCAGCCACGGCUUUCGCGGCAUUUCCCUGCCCGUCGUCUCCUUCCACAAUCCGCCGUGGCAGAUAAUCAAGCAUUCGAACAAUAGCGGACCCGUGUACGGUGGCCUCGUCUUUGACAUAUUGCGACAAUUGAGUGCUAAAUUGAAUUUCACGUACACGGUGCGUCUGCCCUCGACUCUCACCCCCACGGCAUCCACGGCGCUGCGGAGCGACGACGACCACUCGUCAAAGGAUACCGCAAUCGCGGCCAUAUCCGUAGGCCAUAAGGUGCCGCACCAGGUAGCAGAGCUUGUGCGGUCGCGCAAGGUGUUCUUGGCCGCGGUCGCCCUCACCGUGGGCGAGAAAGUACACGAGGUCAACUUCACGGCCUCCGUCGCCGAUCAAACCUACGCCCUGCUCUCCGCCAAGCCGAAACUACUCAGCCGGGCCCUCCUCUUCGCUGCCCCCUUCACCGGAGCUACCUGGAUCUGCCUGUCAUCGAUGAUUCUGGUGAUCGGCCCGAUUUUGCAUCUCACGGUGCGCUACAGUCCGCGGCCCCUCGACCCGCGCGACAAAACUGCCCUGUCGAGCCUGUGGCAGUGCUCCUGGUACGUUUACGGUGCCCUGCUCCAGCAAGGUGGUAUGAGCCUGCCCAGGGCGGACAGCGCUCGGCUGAUCGUCGGCACGUGGUGGAUCGUGGUGAUGGUCGUGGUGGCCACCUACUCGGGCUCGCUCAUAGCUUUCCUCACUUUUCCCCGGAUGGACGCGACCAUCGACACAAUCGACGAUCUCCUGGCCCGCGGUUCCGACUACCGGUGGAGCUUCCCCAACGGCAGCGCCCUCGAGGCUUACCUCGGCUACGCGGCCGCCGCCAACGAACGCUACAAGGAGCUGCUGGCGGCCGCUGAGAGGCAGGACCCGACCAAGCCGCUGGAGAUCCUCGAGCGCGUCAAGUCAGAGAGCCACGUGUUCAUCGAUUGGCGGGUGUCGCUCACUUUUCUCAUGGGGAUCGACCUCAACGACACCGGGACGUGCAACCUCCAUCUCAGCGCCGACGACCUCAUGUCCGAGAACCUGGCCAUGCUCGUGGCCGCCGACAGUCCCUACCUGCGGCUCGUCGAUGCGGCGAUCAAGAGGAUGCACGAGUCGGGCCUGAUUAAGAAGUGGACCGAGGACAAGGUGGUGGCGAAGAACAAGUGCUCGGAGGGGAUGAGCGCGAUACAGGAGGCCACCAAUCACAAGGUCAACAUGAGCGACAUGCAGGGGAUAUUUUUCGUCCUGGCCAUCGGGUUCACUUGUGCCUUCGCCACCAUCGCCACCGAGUACUUUUGGCACAGGAGGAAGGAAGCCGCCGCCCAGAAACUCGUCCGUCCGUUCGUGUCCUAA